Besnoitia besnoiti is the source of this 801-nucleotide messenger RNA. RefSeq lists its product as uncharacterized. The record is from RefSeq and is a predicted model, not a curated record. Bases 1 to 801 code for a protein of 266 amino acids. Lineage: Eukaryota; Apicomplexa; Conoidasida; Eucoccidiorida; Sarcocystidae. The transcript has a single exon.
AUGUUUCACUACAAAACGUUGCUCAACCCGAGUGAGUUCAGCAGAUACGAGCAACAUGAGUACGGUUCGCUUGCCCUGUACGCGUCUCACAUGGUGAGCUCGAUACGCAUGAGGUUUUUCGGAGUCAGGAGGAAAAAGACGCGGAUGUCGGGGAAGCUGUUUGCCUCCGGGGCUCCGCCGAGGAAGGGUUUAGGGUUUAGGGGUUUAGGGACUCUUGAAGGAGCUGCCGCAGCGCCUCGGAGUGGCGGACCGGAACAGUUCAGCGCAGUCUCUGCGCGACGUCCGCCUCGAGGUCUGCUGUCGCUUCGUCGAGCUGCAGAGACCAAACGAGACGAAGCGGAGGCACAAGAAGGAGAGACGCGAGGUCCGCCGCCGCCGCAAAGUGCAGGACACGAGCCCAAAGCCGAUGAAGCGCGCAGCGACAUCGGAGAAGGCCGCGUCGCCCGCCUCUCGUUCUCCGGCGCGCGCGGCGGACUCUGCCAGAUCGGCGCCCCGGGGAAGGGGGGGGGGGGGGCGAGCUGCGCCUGCAAGGCUUCCCACCUGCGGCUGAGCUUCCUCGGGGCCUUUUCGGCGGCCUCGUGGCAAGGAAAGGCGCCGCAGUCGGUAGCCGAUCGCGAUCGGCUGUUCAGCCUCACGUUCUCUCUCGUGGUUUCUUUGCGGCAUACGGAAACGGCGUCUCCAAUCAUCAUUUUGUCGGCGAGGAUGCAGCAGGCACGGACGCCGUCGUGGCUCGGCGCAAGCUCCCAGCGGACAGGCGUCUCGCCGACAAUCACCUCGGGCGUCGGCGGAAGGAGCCGCUAA